GCGGACAACAUCGCUCCAUAGCCGGUGCAAUUAACCGAGUUGAAUCAAGUUAAUCCGAGCCACUUCGCAGGGGGACGCAUAUUCGACAAAUAUUUUGGGUUUUAGUCUUGAAAUUAACCGCCAGGCCUUUUCGCUAUUGGAAGACUGGGAUGUCAGCGAGGCUUGUCUGUAUAGCAAUUGGUUAAAAUGAAGUUUUCUGCAAAUCCGUGAAGCCGAACCAGGAAGAGCAAAGCACAUCGCGCAGGCAGCCACCGUCCUCUCUCUCUCCACUCCCCAGCUCUCCCCCAGUCAGUACAGAGAUCAGUUCAGCCAUCACACCAGUCCAGCACUAUUUCGACGCUUCUCCAGGCAUAGUAUGACGGAGUCGUCGGAGUGUGCCUAGUGGUGCAGCAUGUGAUGACCCACGCCCAGAACAAAGGUUCUCUUAGCCAGAGUCGUAGCACAGUGACGCAGGAACACUGCCCCGAUAGGCCACAUGGUGAGACCAUGGGCGGGGCCUGGCCUGAGCGCACGCUGCGAUUCGGCAGGACCAUGAAGAAGGGCGGAACUAAGCGAGGAAGGGGCGGGGUUAAAGAGAUGAUGGACAGGAGGGAGAAGACUCCGGAGCGGAAUAGGAGGCGGAGCAGGAAAUCUUAUCCCUUACGAGGAAGGGGAGGUGCUCCAGAGGAGGAGGGACUUAGCUGUCACGUUUUGCUCACCCGACUGGAGAAGGACAUCCAGGAGCAGGAGGACACCAGUGAGAGGGGGAAUGAUUCGCCAACUCAACCGUCCAUCAAACCUGAAUCCCGGAGCAAGAAACUGAACAAAGGAAAAGACAAAGCCAAGGGGAAAGUCCUGGCAAAGAAGAUGAUACCAAAAACUAAAUCAAAAAGCACCAGUGAUGAGCAGGGGUCACCAUUUCCAGAGCCGCGUAAGCGACGGCUAGCUUCUCUCAACGCUGAGGCCGUGAACAGUCUGCUGUUGGAGAGACCUAACGAGACCCAGCCGGCUUCUAAACAGGCCAGGAGACAGCAGGAUGAGCCUACCAGCGGUGAGUCGUUCCUGGGGACAGAUGCAGCCAGGCGCGGGGUGACCGGCAGUCCUAAUGCUCCAAGAGCCAGCAGCAAGGCCUCCGCAUCGCACAAGCCUGACCCGUGCCAAAGCUCCAGGAAGACUAAGAAGGUCUCCAAGAAACCGGCCAAACCAGACAGAAGACAGAAGAAAGAGAUGAUGACUUUACAAAUGUUACACACCCCUGCUCCCCGACGGCUAGCUGGACUCAACGCUGCCGCGCUGCUAAAGUUAACGAGCACCUCGGCGACUAGCAAACAGCGAGUGAAAACGACAUCAACGACUACGACGAUGGACUGCAAGGCUACGAGCACCGCAUCAGUUGACGUGAAGCAGAAGCAACUGCAACGGCGACCGAAUUUUAAAACGUGCAGCCGCCAGCCUAAGCAGAAGGGAAGGCAGUUGAUUCCAGAAGAGGUAGGCUGUUCUGCCUGCAAGAAGUCCAACUUCAAGAAGCCCAAAGUGGAGUGGGAGUCUGGCGGUUGCACCCACCGGCUAACCAAACCAGGCUACCAGUCGCGCAGCAUGCUAGCCUACCCAUUGAAACCCGUCGUCAAAGAGGAGCAGGUGGAGGCAGAGCUGAGCCCAUACUACUGCUGUCCCCCGGAGGGCUCUGUGGAGUACUGCCAUCGCCUGGCCUUGUUCCUGGGUCAGCAGGCCUACGCCGACUCUGAAGAACGACCUUUAAACUCUGCCCUAACCUCUGUGAAACGGGAGUGCCUAGUGACGUCACCCUCCCAUCCCCACUCCCACGCAGCCCUGACCCUCAGCCCCCACCCCUGCCUCUGCACCGCCGACCCCGCCUGCUUCUCCAGCUACUACGUCCACAUCGCCCAUCCUACACACCCUGGAGCUCCGUCAGCCAACCUCAGCUCGCGACCUCUGAACUUUGGCGCCUCGACACUGUGUCCCGGCAGGGUGUCUGGCUCCAAGCUGCUGGGUCCUCCGGUGUCCCAUUCCUCGACGCUGGCCCAUCCUGCCUUCUGUGGCUCAGUGGGCACUCCCUGCUACAGCGAGGCCUGUCGGGUCAGCGGCUACACAUACAGAGCCAUGCAGCCGGUCAACAGCAGGGGUUGCUCUUUCUCCACAGGCUGCUCCGGGUGUACACACAGCAUCAAGACCGAGGGUUACUCCUCCCCCCAGGGUGACCACAACCCCUCCCUUCUGGUUUCUCCCUCACUCCCCGUCUCAGGCUGUCCCCUCCCUACCACCCCGUCCUCCACCCAGGCCAAGCCCCGUCUCCUCACCCCCCUGUCUGACCGCAGUGUGCCCCAGGCCAGGCUGAAGCUGGCCAGGGAGUGCCCUCAGGGCUCCAAGCCCCCUAACGGCUCUCUGUCCAUGGGGAGAACCAGGCUGUCCCAGAAACAGCCAGCUCCGACACACAACCUAUCUCCCGCCAAGCAGAAGCGGGUCAGCCACCGACGGGCCACCAACGGGUGGCUGCCUGUAGGAGUGCCCACAGAGAAAGAAGUGUUCAUUGCGGGGGAGGACGAGACGGCCUUACGGCAGUGUUAUGAAGGAGUACAGAGAGACGGCGAAGUGAUACGUGUCCGAGACACAGUGCUGCUGCGCGCCGGUCCCCGGAAGAAGUCCCUGCCCUACGUCGCCAAGAUAUCAGCACUAUGGGAGGACCCCAAAUCUGGAGAGCUGAUGAUGAGCCUGUUCUGGUACUAUCGACCUGAACACACACAGGGAGUCCGAGACCCCAGCAUGCACUGUGAGAAUGAGAUUUUUGCAUCUCGGCAUCAAGACGAGAACAGUGUGGCCUGCAUCGAAGACCGAUGCUAUGUUCUCCCAUUAGCGCAGUACUGUCGAUUUUGUGCCUUGGUGAAGCGGCGUGCAGAGGGUGUGCCCCCUGGCGCUGCCAGAGUGGUCCCCUGCCCCUCAGACUUCGACCCCCCCGACCACCGCCAGGUGCCCGCCGACAUAGACCCUGAACUGGUGUACCUCUGCCGCCACGUCUACGACUUCCGCUACGGACGCAUCCUGAAGAACCUGCAGUAGGGGACAGCAGAGGACAGGCAGACAGACCAACCGUAGUGGAGCACACGCACUCCUUCACAUGGGACUGAAGGAUGAGAGGGGGAACCCCUGAAGGGUUUUGGGGGUCCCCUGAACUGGAGGGAGGGCUGCUGAAGGAUCAAGUAUUGGAGGGGGACCACUGAUAUCUGAAUCCCCAGAAUGGCGUUGAAGGAGUGGGUACUGAAGUACCUUACCCCCUUUUACAACUGUUACUAGGGAGGUGAAGUUUUGACCCCCUCAACUGGAACUAGAACUGUACUGGCUUGGACAGAAGGGAGAGAUCUGCUAGCUGUCCUGGUUAACCAUGUCCUGCUAUACCAGGGCUCAUCACCAUGUGCAUGGACAGCCAUGUUGGUGACCUAACGAGGAAGAACUGCGCUACCAGAGCCACACACACACGGCUCGUCAUGACGUUGAUGUUAGAGCCUGAUGUGAUGACAACGUUCUUCUUCAUUUGUGUUUGUCUCUGAGGCAGCUGUGAUCCAGAGGGCACUUGCAGCUUGAACACACACACAAUGAGGUUUUGUGUGUGUGUGUGUGUGUGUGUGUGUGUUCAGUCUGUUGGCUACAGUGAAACCACAGGUGCAGGUUCACAAAGGAAGUGGAAGUCUCACCUUCCCUUCCUGUAUUGUCCGAACAGAACACACUAUUCUGAAGUACCCUCAGCGCUGGCUGAGUCUCUAAUCAUACCCUAUUCCCCAUAAAGUGCAUUACUUAGCAGAUAAAUGUUACUGUAUAGCAGGGUUCCCCAAUAGGCAGCCCCCCAAGUUUUCUGAACAAAAUUAUUUUAUUUAUUUAUUUUUAAAUAUUGAUUGUUGUGGGACAUAAAAAAACGGUAAAAUCAGCUCAAAGUGAUUUUAAUUUAGGAAAUCUGUCCUCAAGUAUUCCCACUCAUAAAUGGAGAUGAUCAUAUCCCAGUGUAAUCAAAGUUUGAAAUUAUGUUUUUGUCAAAUACUAUAUCUGUUUGGGAUACUUGUGGUCAAUUUGCAGGGUACAAAUAAUUUAUAACCAUCUACUGGCUCUCCGACCAUCCGGUUAAGAAGAAAUUGUCCCCGGCUGAAUGUAAUUGGGAACCCCUGCUGUAUCGGGCUUUGGUCAAAGACAGGGCACUAUAUGAAGAAUAGGGUCAUGUGAGAUUAAAUCCCCCCCGACCCCCUUUUUCUGUUCCUAAGAACAGGACUGUCGUCAUGCUUUUGUCCAACGGUCCAAUGGAGAGCCCCCUUACUGUGGAGGGCUAACCUCUCCCAUGCUCUGCAUUGGCCUAUCAGAUGGAUGGUUGUUGAUGUCAGUGCCCACAUCUUUGGAGUGUUCAGAAGUCUGAAACAUUCCAGAACGUUCAAAUGGAUAUGUAACGUAUUGCAGAGACCAUUGCUUACUAUACAUGUCUAUCUUAACUUUCUGUAAUGUUGCACUCUCCUGAACGCGACCCUGUUGUUCCCAUGACUUGCCUUAUGACUUGCAGGUAGAGCUUUAGGCAGCUAGUCCCACCCAAUUAGAAAUUGGAUGAGUAGAAUGGAAAAAGUACAAAACCACAGACAAAAUCCACAUAGAUUUCACCCCGGUCAACACUUUGCCAUUGUUGUUUGAGUAUAACACUGAGAAAGGCUUGGUUUCCUCAGAGAUUCCCGAGUGAUAAGCAUUUUAUUCAACAUUACAACAUGGUACAUCCAAUAUGGCUGCUGGUCCACAUGUUGUGGAUCUUUGUCCAUUCUACUCAUUCUACUUCUAUCCCCCCAUCCCUUUCCAUCCUUCGAAGCUCCGCCCUCUCCAAGAUAAACCAAAGGAUGUCACGAAGCAGAGCACCACCACUCCUCUCCUUCUUCUCUUGUCCUCUUCCCUCCUCUCGUCUCCUCCCUCCCUUGUUAGAUUGCACUAAUCCAUUACUGAAUUACAACGUCUAUGAUUGUGUUCUGAUUUAUGUUAAGCUACUAAUAUGUUAUAUUAUAACUGGGGACAAUACUGUGUAUUAUCACUGUCUGUGCGCUUAGUAGAGAAUGGAAACUAAGGCUGUGUCAUGGCAACUUUUAUCAAUGCAUAACUACUUUAUGUGUUUUACUAUUAGAGACAUCCGCCAGCAUACUAUCUAUGUGUUACUUCAGGGGUGAAUGACCUUACUCCUAGCGAGCUACUGGGUAUGCAGGCUUUUGCUCCAGCCCUGCUCUAAGAACUGAUUAGUAAAAGCAGGUGUGUUAGUUGGAGCAGGGCUGGAGCAAAAACCUGCAUACUCAGUAGAUCUCCAGGAGGAGUGUUGGUCACCUCUGGUUUAUAUGUUACCUGCUAUCCAACCAACCUAUCAUAUCAUCUAAUGAAAUAAUAUGUACAAUGAAAAAUCAUUCCUGUAGAUUGUGGAUCCACACUGGUAUUAUUGUUGUUCAUCCACGCUGUCCAGGGGGUUCAGGUGAGUUGGCAUCUUGGUGUAACUCGCUGUGCGGAAUGACGUAAUGUGAUGUUCCGGAGGUUUGGCUUGGAAUCUCUGAAAAAUGUCCUUUUGAUACGCGUUAUUGAGAUGUGUUGGUUUUUAACCACAAUCAUUCAACAUUGCCUUGUAACCUUCUGCAGAAGUGUCUGUCCGUCACGUGUAGUCCUAGACAAGCGGCAGUGUCUGACUGAGUUAGUACUUCUUAAAACACUACCUUGGAUUGCUUUCUUACUGUGCAAAUGUUCUAUUGCUGGACUUUGUGCCUAAUCUGCAAAGUUUUGAAUAAUACCCAAAAGCCAUCUGAAACAUUUUCCAUUAUAACAGUUUGAAUCAUACCCCAAAAUAGCGACUAAACAAAGCUUGUAUCGGAUAAAUCAUAUAAAGGUUUAAAUUUAAAUAUUAUCAAUAGGUAUUUUGUUGCUAGUGGUGCCCAGAUUCUUUGAAAAAAAUAAUAUAUAUUCUCCUACUUUACAAUUUUUCCUUAUCGAAAAUAUUUUAUUAUGUCAAUUUCUUAAGAUGGCAUAUGCAAUAUAUUUUUCAGAGGGACUAUUUUUGACAAAUGUAUGUGUAAAUCGAGGAAGUAAAACUUUUUCAUUUUAUUUUAGCUUAGUUCUGAAUUUGAAUCACAAGUCAUAAAUUGAGAUUUGACCAAAAACCUGGAAGAUGAGAAAUGGGAAGGGUUAGGUUAUGUUCUGGUUAAUUUCUGACUAUAAGGGUUGGUGCAAGAUCUGAGGUCCCUACCUAAAAGAUGUUGGUUACACUUGAUUUUACAGUCCAGUAUUCACUUGGGCCCAGAUUCACAAAACACUUCAUAAGAUUGUCAUAAGUACAAUUCCUCAACAAUAUCUUAAGAUUUAAUGAUUUUCUUACGAACUUCUCAAAUAUCUUCUUACAAAUCAUCUUUAAAUGUUUGUUGCAAGGCAACCGUUUUAACUAGCUAUCUAGCUUGUAUGCCAAUGAUGUUAGCAUAUUUCUUCCUGAGAUUACUGUUCUAAAACAUGUUUUGGGGUUUAAAAUAAUACGUUUGUGUUAAUUAAACAUGUUCAGUAACUUUCAUGAGCUUUUUCUCUCACUGCCCUGAGUUUAAGACGAGGGUUUAGCCAUCUUGGAAUUAACAUUUCCAGGAACUUUUAUUUUAAGAAUUUAACUUUUUACAUAAGAAAUUGCGCAAGAAAAUUUCCAAUAACCUUUUUGAGGAAGAAAUGUCUUAAGACGGUUUUGUGAAUCUGAGCCCUGGUAUUUACUUUGAAUUUGCAUGGUUAAAUGGCAGUUAGUUACCUAAUAUUUACUAAGUAAUUACAUUUUAGUUUCUUAAGGAUUCAUUGGAAAAAGUAUAACUUGGUACCAAGUAGUUACCAACCUGAGUUGAAUUGUUUGAAAUAAUGACCAGAAGGCAGAAGGUGCCAUUUGAGACGUGACCUACUCUGUACUCUGCUGUGGUGUUACCACUUAAUAUCGUUCUGAAUACUAUAGAAAUACCAGCUAAAAGAGGACUGUAAAUAGAGUUUUAUGAAAUUAUUAAGUGUACAUAUUUGAACCCUGACUCUGUGACCCCUGACCCUCUGUAGACAGCAAUUGCACAGUGCAGUAGUAGUAUUUUUUUGCAAGACCUGUAGCUGAUGAUUAUAUUUAAAAAUGAAUACAUAAAUAUUUAAAUGGAGUAAACCAAUACAAUAUAUAAAGAUUUCAAUUUAACUUAUUUGGAUGAUGUGUUUUAAUUGAAAAAAGUCCUCUUGCUAAGACUUUCGUGGUCAAUAAUGAAAAACAAUUGGUUUCUUGUUAUUAGUAAUUUAUGAGUUUGGAUAUUAAAUGAUUGAAUGGAGAUUCACAGAGGUUGUAGUAGUUUGUACUUAUAUAGCUAGCGGUGUAGAAGGUUGUUUCUGUAACAAGGCUAUAUUACUGCCCAACCAGACAAUGGCCAGUCCCGGUUGGCUGCAGCAGAAACAGACUGGCACCAGAGUGGGUUUCUAUCUGGAGGUGCCACUUGGCAUCAGGGGUAAAGAAGACCAAAGCACAUUCUGACACAAAGUUAGGGGAGGUAGAUGUUACACUCUAACCACUGAUCCAGGAUCAGAUAUGUCCUCAUCCCCCUGUUUGUUAAGGUUAGAAUUGUGGUUGGAGGGUGAAUCUAAGCUGAUCCAAGAUCUGUGGUUUAGAGAGUGAAGUGUCUACAUGUCUGACCUUAGGGUUUGACGUCUGGGAGGUUGCCAUGGUAAUGGGUGUCACCUGAGCCCUCCCCUCAUCGAUCUAUCCAAUUAGAGGACAGAGUCACUCUACACCUGAGACGGCCUGGCUAUAGGACGAUAAACUUUAUCUUUCUGCGGUGUUCUGUCUAGUGGGGUUUUGCUGCUGAUAUUUUUUGUGACGUGGUAAAUUGUCAUUUUGGAUUUUGACUUAGUCAUAUUGUUUCAUGGGUAGAUUCACAUGAGAGAGUUGAAGAUACACUCUUGACCUGAUCAGCUGUUCUGCACCAUCAGCACACAGACAGACCCACCAUGGCUUUACUCCCAGACAUGUAUUUACAGCAUUGAGCCCGUAGAGGGCACUACAUGAACGGAAAUUGGGUUUCCCACUGACAACUUUAGAAUAGAACACCCUGGCUAUGUCCCAAAGCUCUUUAACAUUUACUUUCCUCAUCUCCUUUCAUUUAUGUCACUGAGGAGGGGGGAAUGAUAUAGUAUAGGUGUUGUGUGAUAUUUAACUGUCAAACUUUUAAAGUCCUAUGGCAAGAGAAGUGAGGAAAGGAGAUGGUAUAUUAUGUUUGGGCUAUUGGGACAUGGUCAUGAUAUGUCAUGUGUACCUAUGGUUUCCAUGGUAACAUGGGUCAAAUGUUCCUGACCUCUGAUCUCCACCAUUCCACUUCUCCCUUACCCAGGAGGUGUUUUUAUCUCUGCACCAAUUGAAACGAAUCACCCGACCAAUGCCUGAAACUCUGCUUUUUGUGGUCUUCUGUAUUACUGCUAAGUGUCAGCAUAUAUUUUGGUAUAUUUAACAAUGAGGGAUCUAAAAGUCUAGAUAUUUUUGGAGUAGAUAAAGGAUGUGUGUAUCAGAUAACUGUCACUUUGUCAUGCUCUCUGAAAAUCUCUUGGGUUUUUGGUAAGAAUUCUAGAAUCCCUGCUGAUUUAAUGUUCCAUUGAAAGACUAUUUAUAAAGUUUAAGUCCUUUGUGAAAAAUC
Oncorhynchus tshawytscha (Chinook salmon) is the source of this 8666-nucleotide messenger RNA. RefSeq names its product bromo adjacent homology domain-containing 1 protein. The record is from RefSeq and is a predicted model, not a curated record. Gene Ontology annotation, molecular function: chromatin binding. The transcript is spliced from 7 exons. The coding region runs from base 397 to 3054 and encodes 885 amino acids. NCBI's taxonomy places the organism in Eukaryota, Metazoa, Chordata, Actinopteri, Salmoniformes, Salmonidae.